AUGACGCGGCUGGAGCACAGUAGUGGAAGACAGUGGAAGACAGAAGGGAUAGGAGAGAGGCCAAGUCCGGCUGCCGAGACGAUAGGAGCUAGGCUCAAUGGAGCCUUCAAAUGCCAGACCCGGGCUGCAGAGCGUGUCCCCCCGCUUGUAUACCUUGUUAAAAGGCAGAGGCGUCACAGCAGGGCAGACAUGACCCUGUGUGGGAAGCUGCAGAACGGCCAGGUUAGCCAAGAUGGAAAAUCACUGCUUGACAAACUUCAGCGCCCUUUAUCUCCUAGUAGCUCUGAUUCCUUAACUGCUUCAGCUAAUUACUCUAAGGCUGUGCAUCAUGUCCUGGAUGUUAUUCAUGAAGUUCUGCACCAUCAGAGACAGCUAGAGAAUAUUUGGCAACAUCGGAAAGUUCGUUUACAUCAAAGAUUACAACUAUGUGUUUUUCAACAAGAUGUUCAACAGGUGUUGGAUUGGAUUGAAAAUCAUGGUGAAGCAUUUUUAAGUAAGCACACUGGUGUUGGAAAAUCCCUUCACAGAGCAAGAGCCUUGCAAAAACGUCAUGAAGAUUUUGAAGAAGUUGCUCAGAAUACUUAUACCAAUGCAGACAAGUUGCUGGAAGCCGCUGAGCAGUUGGCGCAAACCGGAGAAUGUGACCCAGAAGAAAUUUAUCAAGCAGCCCAUCAGUUAGAAGACCGAAUCCAAGAUUUUGUCAGACGGGUUGAACAUCGAAAGAUUUUACUAGAUAUGUCUGUGUCUCUUCACUCCCAUGUAAAAGAGCUUUGGGCUUGGCUGGAGGACCUCCAGAAGGAACUGUUAGAUGAUGUGUACGCUGAGUCGGUAGAAGCUGUUCAGGAUUUAAUCAAGCGCUUUGGGCAGCAGCAGCAGACAACACUCCAAUUUACCGUCAACAUUAUUAAGGAAGGGGAAGAUCUAAUUCAACAGCUAAGAGAUUCAGCUGUUUCCAGUAACAAGACUCCACACAACAGCUCUAUUAAUCAUAUAGAGAGCAUUCUUCAGCAGCUGGAUGAAGCCCAAUCGCAGAUGGAAGAACUUUUUCAUGAGAGAAAAAUAAAGCUAGAACUUUUUUUGCAACUGCGGGUAUUUGAAAGAGAUGCUAUUGAUAUAAUCUCUGAUCUAGAGUCUUGGAAUGAUGAACUUUCUUUACAAAUGAAUGACUUUGACACAGAGGAUCUUACACUUGCAGAACAAAGACUGCAGCACCAUGCUGACAAAGCCCUAACAAUGAAUAACUUGACUUUUGAUGUCAUCCACCAAGGACAAGAACUAUUACAAUAUGUCAAUGAGGUCCAGUCUUCAGGAGUUGAUCUUCUCUGUGACAGAGAUGUGGAUAUGUCAACAAGAGUGCAAGAUUUGCUAGAGUUCCUCAAUGAAAAACAACAAGAUUUGGACCUGUCAGCGGAACAGCACCGAAAACACUUAGAACAGUGUGUUCAGCUUCGUCAUCUUCAAGCUGAAGUAAAACAGGUACUGGGUUGGAUCCGUAAUGGAGAAUCUAUGCUAAAUGCUGGUCUCAUUACUGCCAGCUCACUGCAGGAAGCUGAACAACUUCAAAGGGAACAUGAACAAUUCCAGCAUGCAAUAGAAAAAACACACCAAAAUGCGCUGCAGGUGCAGCAGAAAGCAGAGGCUUUGCUCCAAGCGAACCAUUAUGAUAUGGAUAUGAUCAGGGAUUGUGCAGAAAAAGUAGCUUCUCAUUGGCAACAGUUGAUGCUGAAAAUGGAAGACCGACUAAAACUUGUAAAUGCCUCUGUGGCCUUUUAUAAAACAUCUGAACAGGUAUGUAGUGUUCUAGAAAGCCUUGAACAGGAGUACAAGAGAGAGGAAGAUUGGUGUGGAGGUGCUGACAAACUUGGGCCAAAUUCUGAAACUGACCAUGUCACUCCUAUGAUUUGCAAACAUCUUGAACAAAAGGAGGCCUUCCUGAAGGCUUGUAGCCUGGCUCGAAGAAACGCUGAUGUCUUCUUGAAAUACCUGCACAGGAAUAGUGUAAACAUGCCAGGCAUGGUAUCACAUGUCAAAGCUCCAGAACAACAAGUAAAGAAUAUCCUAAAUGAAUUGUUUCAAAGAGAAAACCGGGUACUUCAUUAUUGGACUCUUAGGAAAAGACGACUAGACCAUUGCCAGCAAUAUGUUGUGUUUGAAAGAAGUGCUAAACAGGCUCUUGAGUGGAUCCAGGAUAAUGGGGAAUUCUAUAUCUCCACACAUACAUCAACUGGUUCUACUAUUCAGCAUACUCAAGAGCUUUUAAAGGAGCAUGAAGAAUUUCAAAUCACAGCUAAGCAAACAAGAGAGAGGGUAAAAUUGUUAAUACAACUAGCUGAUGGCUUUUGUGAAAAAGGACAUGCGCAUUCUUCAGAAAUUAAGAAAUGCAUUACAGUUGUGGACAAAAGGUAUAGAGAUUUCUCUCUACGUAUGGAAAAGUAUCGUACAUCAUUGGAAAAAGCUCUUGGGAUUUAUUCAGAUUCCAACAAGUUGAGUAAGAGUUUGCAGUUGGACAUAACUCCUGGCAGCACCCCAGGCUGUGAAGUAAAGCUUCGUGAAGCUACACAUGAACUCAAUGAGGAAAAAAGAAAAUCUGCUCGUAGGAAAGAGUAUAUCAUGGCUGAGCUGAUUCAAACGGAAAAGACAUAUGUGAGAGAUCUGCGGGAAUGUUUGGAUACAUAUUUGUGGGAAAUUACAAGUGGCGUUGAAGACAUUCCACCUGGCAUAGCAAAUAAAGAGCACAUUAUCUUUGGGAAUAUGCCGGAAAUUUAUGAAUUUCAUAACAACAUUUUUUUAAAAGAGCUUGAAAAGUAUGAGCAGCUACCUGAAGAUGUAGGACAUUGCUUUGUGACGUGGGCUGAUAAAUUUCAGAUGUAUGUGUCUUAUUGCAAAAAUAAACCAGAUUCCACCCAACUGAUCUUGGAUCAAGCAGGAACUUAUUUUGAUGAAAUUCAACAACGCCAUGAAUUAGCAAACUCUAUUUCUUCUUACCUUAUUAAGCCUGUACAAAGGAUCACAAAGUACCAACUUUUGUUGAAGGAGCUCUUGACUUGCUGUGAAGAAGGCAAAGGAGAAAUUAAAGAUGGACUAGAAGUGAUGCUUAGUGUUCCAAAACGAGCAAAUGAUGCCAUGCAUCUAAGCAUGUUAGAAGGAUUUGAUGAGAACAUUGAAACUCAGGGAGAAUUGAUUCUACAAGAAUCCUUCCAAGUAUGGGAUCCUAAAACCUUGAUACGGAAAGGGCGUGAAAGACAUUUGUUUCUUUUUGAAAUGUCUCUUGUCUUCAGUAAAGAAGUGAAAGAUUCCAGUGGAAGAAGCAAGUACAUUUACAAGAUGAAAUUAUUUACUUCUGAAUUGGGUGUCACAGAACACGUGGAAGGAGACCCAUGUAAAUUUGCACUUUGGAUUGGUAGAACUCCAACGUCAGACAACAAAAUUGUCCUUAAGGGAUCAAGCAUCGAGAACAAACAAGACUGGAUAAAACAUAUAAGAGAAGUUAUACAAGACAGAACUAUUCAUUUAAGAGGUGCUUUAAAAGAGCCAAUUCAUACACUGAAAGCAGUGUCGCCUAAACAAAAGCCUGUCAAAAGGGAUGGUGAAGACUUGGACAGUCAGGGAGAUGGCAGUCAACCUGAUACCAUUUCAAUAGCAUCUAGAACUUCACAAAAUACACUAGACAGUGAUAAGCUUUCUGGUGGGUGUGAGCUGACGGUGGUCAUCCAGGAUUUCACUGCUUGUAAUAGUAAUGAAUUGACAAUACGAAGGGGACAGACUGUUGAAAUUUUAGAGAAACAACACGACCGAUCUGAAUGGUGCCUGGUUCGAACUACUGACAAAUCGCCAGCUGCAGAGGGCUUAGUUCCUUGUAGCUCACUUUGCAUUGCACACUCAAGGAGCAGCAUGGAAAUGGAAGGCAUAUUUAAUCACAAAGAAAUCAAUAUCCGGGGGCGUGGCUUGCUCAUGGCCGUGGACGGACGCAUGUAA
Messenger RNA from Nanorana parkeri, 3975 nucleotides. RefSeq names its product triple functional domain protein-like. The record is from RefSeq and is a predicted model, not a curated record. Lineage: Eukaryota; Metazoa; Chordata; Amphibia; Anura; Dicroglossidae. Gene Ontology annotation, molecular function: guanyl-nucleotide exchange factor activity; protein binding. Gene Ontology annotation, cellular component: cytoplasm. The transcript is spliced from 28 exons. The coding region runs from base 1 to 3975 and encodes 1324 amino acids.